UUCCGGUGGGUCACAGUUCAACACAGUCAGAGCAAAGAUGGCGUCGCUGAGUGACAAAUCAGUUUGGGACGAAGUGGAGGAUGGAAUCGGCGAAGAAGUUUUAAAAAUGUCCACGGAGGAGAUAGUUCAACGGACUCGUCUACUCGACAGCGAAAUAAAGAUAAUGAAGAGCGAGGUGCUGCGUGUGACCCACGAGCUGCAGGCCAUGAAGGAUAAAAUCAAAGAAAACACGGAGAAGAUAAAGGUGAACAAAACCCUGCCGUAUCUCGUGUCUAAUGUGAUCGAGCUGCUGGACGUGGACCCCAACGACCAGGAGGAGGACGGGGCUAAUGUGGACCUGGACUCUCAAAGGAAAGGAAAGUGCGCCGUCAUUAAGACCUCCACUCGACAGACCUACUUCCUGCCCGUGAUCGGGCUGGUGGACGCCGAGAAGCUGAAGCCUGGAGACCUGGUUGGUGUCAACAAAGACUCCUACCUGAUCCUGGAGACCUUGCCCACCGAGUAUGACUCCAGAGUCAAGGCUAUGGAGGUGGAUGAGCGCCCCACGGAGCAGUACAGCGACAUAGGAGGGCUGGACAAGCAGAUCCAGGAGCUCGUGGAGGCCAUCGUCCUGCCCAUGAACCACAAGGAGAAGUUUGAAAACCUUGGCAUCCAGCCACCCAAAGGAGUUCUGAUGUACGGUCCACCUGGUACUGGGAAGACCCUCCUGGCCAGGGCCUGUGCCGCUCAGACCAAGGCCACCUUCCUGAAGCUUGCCGGUCCACAGCUGGUCCAGAUGUUUAUUGGCGAUGGAGCCAAGCUGGUGAGGGACGCCUUCGCUCUGGCCAAAGAGAAAGCGCCAUCCAUCAUCUUCAUCGAUGAGCUGGACGCCAUCGGGACCAAGAGGUUUGACAGCGAGAAGGCAGGAGACCGAGAGGUGCAGAGGACCAUGCUGGAGCUGCUCAACCAGCUGGAUGGAUUUCAGCCCAACAUGCAGGUCAAGGUGAUCGCCGCCACCAACCGGGUGGACAUCUUGGACCCUGCGCUGCUGCGUUCAGGUCGCCUGGACAGAAAGAUUGAGUUCCCCAUGCCAAACGAAGAGGCCAGAGCUCGCAUCAUGCAGAUCCACUCCCGCAAGAUGAACGUCAGCCCAGACGUCAACUACGAGGAGCUGGCUCGCUGCACCGACGACUUCAACGGAGCGCAGUGCAAGGCGGUGUGCGUGGAGGCCGGCAUGAUUGCGCUGCGCCGCGGGGCCACAGAGCUCAACCAUGAAGAUUACAUGGAGGGAAUCCUGGAAGUUCAGGCCAAGAAGAAGGCCAACCUUCAGUACUACGCCUGAGGACACUGUGUGUGUGUCCUUGUUUGUUUGUGAGGGAGUCUUUGAUUAUUCAAACAAUUGGGUAAACGCGUGUUACAGUUGCUGAUUAAUAAAAAAGGAAUACAAUUGGAAGUUUGUGUUUUUUCUUCCUGCUCAGGGCAGUUUGUGUUUUCACUCUUUAAGGUGGGGAAGAAUAAAGGCAACAAUGUCAGUCCAGUCUAUUGGUCUGGAAUUUGUAUGUAGAGUGAUUGAGAAAAAUAUCUAAUGAUAAAGGCAAUUUUAUUGGUGGGCAUUUUGUAUAGAUAUUUAGCUUAAAUCUCAUUUUCAUUCACAUUAUUUGUUCCAUUUGUGUGCUAGUUCCAGAGUCCUGCUGUGGACACUAGCUGUAUCCCAAACAUUUAUUCAUUCAUCAUACUAAGCACAUUGUUUUAGCAGUUACUUAGAAAUAUCAACUGUAUGUACCAUUUUAUACACAAUGCAUGUGAGGUGAAAGGUCAGUCACUACUUUGAAAAGCCAAUUUGACCUAACAAAUACAUUAAAAUGACUUCAGUGGAUUGAA
Molecule: messenger RNA, 1860 nt
Organism: Gasterosteus aculeatus aculeatus (three-spined stickleback)
Lineage: Eukaryota; Metazoa; Chordata; Actinopteri; Perciformes; Gasterosteidae
Gene: psmc3
Product: proteasome 26S subunit, ATPase 3
Molecular function (GO): ATP binding; ATP hydrolysis activity
Source: RefSeq, a predicted model, not a curated record